Molecule: messenger RNA, 2236 nt
Organism: Astyanax mexicanus (Mexican tetra)
Lineage: Eukaryota; Metazoa; Chordata; Actinopteri; Characiformes; Acestrorhamphidae
Exons: 2
Coding region: 1053-1814 (253 amino acids)
Source: RefSeq, a predicted model, not a curated record
UGCAUGUUUCUGUUUAUUGCAUGUUUCUAGUAUUAUGUAUUCUCACAGUUUGAUUUCGUCAUGAAUUUGAGAUGAGUCUUGAAUGUAUUGAUAGUGGCACCUAAAUCUUGUGAAAUACACAGUUGUAGCAUGAGCACCAUUUGAUAAAACUUGCAACAUAGAAGAUCCAGUUUUAGCUCCUGUUACCUCCUUGGUGGUUGGAAUUCAUUAAAUUCCUAAUUGGGAUUCUGUUGAGAUUAGUUUUUAAUUAAGAAGAGCAUUCUUUAAAAGGAAAAAUAAAAUAUUCACAAUAUAAAAUGUAAAUAUUUAAGGAAACAAAUGCAUUAUGAAAUGUAAUAUGAUACAGACAAUUAUUUAAAUAUUAAAAUGGCAUUAUAAAAAAUACAAAGGCAUUUAGAGACAGUCAAGAAAUAUAAUUUAUUGAGAUAAUUAUAUAUAUUUUUAAUUAUUAGUUCAUUGUAAUAAAACAAAAAAAUCUAAUUAUUCUAAUUUAAUAAUUGCAGUCUCUUCCUCAAAUUUUGCAUUGUAUGUCUGGUCGUAUCUGUUGGUUUCUGCUUGUGAUGCUUUUGAACUUGUGUAUAUUUACAGAGAUGGAGGCAAAACUCAGAGUAAUAAUUGAUGAUCGAAUUGAAAAAUUGGUUCUUCCAUCGGGAAUCCCGCACACUAUGUAGGAGCUGCAAGCUGUUGUAAAGGAGACCUUUGGAAUUUCUAAUGACUUCAGUCUUCAGUAUCUGGACUCAGAAUUUGAAGAUUACUUUACCCUGAAUAAAAGUGAUCAAAUUAAACACAAAGACACCAUAAAGGUUGUUCACACUGCCCCAAUUCUUCUUAACUUGUAUCCAGUUGAUGAAAGUUUCGGCAGUACCUCUGGUCAACCAUCAACUGACUGUGAGUCUGCAUCUUGUGAAGAGUCGACUACAUCAUUUGCAGAGCCAUCUGGUGAAUCCUCUUCUUCCCAUGACACCAUUAUUCUUUCUAGGCGAAGUUCCACAGAACGAUGUCAGCCAUGGCCAAAGCAGUUCCCCAUUCCACAGUUUGCAUAUGAAACUGAGAUGUACCUUAAAAGAGCCGUUGAAGAUUGCAAGAAGAACGGAACACUUCUAACUACCUCAAAGGUCAAGGCAGACAUACUAGAGAAAUUGGCUGAAACUGUAUAUUCAUAUACAGCCUAUCCGUCAAGUGCCCAGAUCUGUGAUGUUGCUGAAGUACUGGUUCAGAAAUAUCCUUGCCUCAAGGAACCUGGCUCCUUCUCUGGUUACUAUGGCUGGCAACAAAGCAUCAAAUACAAGAUGGCCAAUUAUCGCACCAAACUUCGAGGCUUUGGUGUUCCUGAGGUGAUAUGCAAUGCGGUAAAGCACAAGAGGCCUGCUGAUCAGAAGUCUGCAAAGAACGUAAAAAAAAAACCCAGGAAAGCAGAGGUAAACUACCUGCCCCCUUACCCAGCAAGAGAGGACGAAGAAAGUCAAGAAAACGAAAGGAUUGAGUUGCUCACUGAAUUAAAGAAAAGGGACAAUGCCACACUAAUAAAAGAAAAAAUGGCCAAAACAUUUGCGCACAGAAGACACGAAAUCAUCAACCAGACACCCAGCAUAGAAGACAUUAAAACCAGAUGGCCUGCUCUGUUUAAGGCAUCUCAUCUCCAGGAUGAGUUUCACAGAAUCACAACAGUGCACCUUGAAUCAAAGUUCAUGUCCAAGCUGGAUGAAUAUACUCCAAAGCUUCUGGCACUCUUCCAUUCCAAGGGUGGAGCCCAAGGGUUGAGGUUAAAAGCUAUCCUACACAAGGUAUCCUUCAAUUACUUCUCAGUUUGUUAAUAACUAACUUAAACUGGAGAAAUAUAAUUUGCAAAUUGGUUAACUCUUCGGCAUGAAAUUAUAUAGUUUAUACAAAACUUAGUUGCCGAAUGGUUAAUGUGGGGCAUCUGGUAAGUAUUUUUUUGGAGUAUAUUAAAGCUGUGUUUGGGUAAUCUAUGUAUGCAUAUGCCUUCCGUGUCAGGGACACCAGCCAAAUGGGUAUGCAUGUAGGUCCUUUGAGGUUGAGCCUGCUACAGUGAUAGAAAGUGAUCAUAAACCACAUAAAGGAUCCUUGAUAGACAUUUGUUUAACAUUAAUAUAGUCCAUAUGCUGAUUUUUUUUUUUUUACAAUUGUGUUAUUGUGUGUUCUUUCAUUUUUACUGUAAAAUAACAACAGCAUAUGAUAAUGAAGAAUAAGGAUUGUUAUCAUUUCAGGCUCCCAG